Messenger RNA from Mytilus californianus (California mussel), 2788 nucleotides. Its product is annotated as heat shock 70 kDa protein 12A-like. Gene Ontology annotation, molecular function: ATP binding; ATP-dependent protein folding chaperone. The transcript has 5 exons. Bases 75 to 1832 code for a protein of 585 amino acids. NCBI's taxonomy places the organism in Eukaryota, Metazoa, Mollusca, Bivalvia, Mytilida, Mytilidae. The record is from RefSeq and is a predicted model, not a curated record.
UUAGAAAAAUAUGGCGGUUACCAACUAGGAGAUGGGUUUUCCAAUUGUCAGCUGUACUUAAAAAAUUACAAAAGAUGGCAACAGGCGGCACAGGUAGCGACAUUUUAAUGGUGGCAGCCAUUGAUUUUGGUACCACAUAUUCCGGAUAUGCUUACUCUCUUAAAGGGGAAUAUGAGAAGGAUAAGCUAAAUAUCCACGCCAAUCAGGCAUGGAACUCGGGAGGAAAAUCUCUGAUGUCAUUAAAAACUCCAACAUGUAUUCUCAUUAACAAAGAGAACAAAGAAUUUGAGUCCUUUGGAUACGAAGCUGAGAAUGCGUACGCAGAUAUUGUCAUUGAAGACGAGGCAGACAAUUAUUACUUUUUUGACAGAUUUAAAAUGAUGCUUUACACACGUGAGGAUAUCUCCACAAACAUGGAGAUCGAAGAUAUCCGAGGAAAUUCUCUACCUGCGAUAGAUGUUUUUGCUGCAGCCAUUGGAGCUUUAAGACAACACAUGAUGGAUCACGUGAAGAAGCAAAGAGUAAACUUGCAACCACAUGAAAUAAAAUGGGUUUUAACUGUACCAGCAAUGUGGACAGACAAAGCCAAGGAGUUCAUGAGAGAAAGUGCUGAAAAGGCAGGAAUCAGAAAAGACCGUCUUGUCAUUGCAUUGGAACCAGAGGCAGCAUCUAUAUAUUGUCAACACCUUCCUCCUGAUAAAAUGACUGGGGCCAUCGAGGGGUUUUCUGUAGCAGAUGAUGAUUCCAAAUAUUUAGUGAUAGAUAUAGGAGGCGGAACCGUAGAUAUCACUGCUCAUCACAAGGUUUGCGAAGACGAUCUACAGGAACUUUGUUCAGCAUCAGGAGGAGCUUGUGGAGGAACAACUGUUGAUAAAGAAUUCCUCACAUUAUUCGAAAAUAUCGUCCAAGAAAGGGUAAUGGAGACGCUUGCUAAGGAGAGUACUGCUAGUUACUUAGAUCUGUUGAGAGAGUUUGAAACUGUAAAAAGAACAAUCAGUUCAACAAAGCGACAAAAGAUCAAUUUUACAAUACCGUUUACCGAUUUGACUGCCCACUGCCUGCGUUUCUUGGAAAAAGAAUUUAAAAAUGCAGUCGAAGAUUCAGAGUAUCAUAAUCAAAUAACUUUGGCCGGAGACAAAAUGAGAAUGGACAAAGACUUAAUGAAGUCCCUGUUUAAUGCAGCGUGUACAAAUAUUGUCAAGGAGAUAAGAAGCGUACUGCAAAGAGUACCAACAACUAGUCUAAAAACCUUUCUCCUAGUUGGAGGAUUCUCAGAAUGUCCAAUAAUUCAAGAUGCUAUCAAACAGGCAUUCCCAGAGGUACAUAUUUUGAUCCCAAGAGACGAUCCUGGUCUCGCUGUUGUUAAAGGUGCAGUUCUUUUUGGUCAUAAGCCAGAUUUCAUAACAUCACGUAUUACAAGGUGCACAUAUGGUAGACGCAUCAGACCAUUAUUUGACGAAUCGAAGCAUGAUGUAAGCAAACGUGUUGGUGGAGAUGGCGAGUAUCGGUGCAGGGAUGUAUUUGAAGAAUUUAUGGAAAAAGACAGAAAAGUUCAAGUAGACGAGGUUGUAAAAGUCGAAUACCAUACUGUAAUGAAUCCCCAGAGUUCUGUGUCUGUUGCUAUUUAUUAUACCUAUAAAGACAAUGCAAAAUAUGUAGAUGAUGAAGGUUGUAAAAAACUUGGUGAAUUUUCUGUACCUAUCCCAGAUCCGACCGAAGAAAGGCGAUAUGUUGACGUUGAAUUUAAGUUCGGAGGAACGGAGUUAGAAGUCACAGCCACCGAGAGAAAGACAGGCGAAAGAAUACAGUAUAAUUACAGCUUAUUAAACUAGGAGAUGUUGCAUAAACGUAUUUUACCCUGACUACCGCUUAUUGGUGUUAACAAUUAUUGUACAAUUAAUUAAAAAGACAAUCGAUAUAGUUGAAUUAUAAAAACAUAAAUAUAUGAUUUGUUUGCGCGCAACACGUGUUCUUUAAGAACUUUACCAUCGAGACUUCACUUUGUUCAAUGCAAUUGUUCUUCCUAUUGUCUGCAACAUGAAUAAGAAAUCAAAGUACUGAAGUACUGAACAUCGGAUGACCUCAAGUUGUGUUGGAUUAUGGAUAAAUGACAGGUGUUUAUAUAAUACCUGCCAGACAGAUAUGUUCACCUUACAAUAUAGUACACAUAAUAUAAUUUGCUAUCAUAUCUGAGAUAUGGACUUGAACUAGGAAACUUAACUUUGUGAAUUAUCCAUGAACUGUUGACGAGGUCAAAUGAGACUGAUUGUUAGACUGGCAUUAUGACCUUACUAGUUGCACACAUACAAAAAUCGUUAUCUUAUUACUUAUAAUAGAGAAUCAACAUAGCAAAUAAUUCUUCUAAUAGUCACUGAACUAUGAAAAUGAGGUCAAGACAACAGUGAGAUAUUUAUUAUUCUAAUAUCAGAAAAAAUCUCAUAGUAUCAAAUCAGAAUGCAAGUUCUUUCUAUUGCGAUAAACAAUUUAAUCGCAUUAUUUACUUUAAUAAAAACCUCAUGAUAAUUUCUGAAUUUACAGUCAUGACUUAGCUUGUCAAUCUCUGCGCUUAAAAAUUGAAGUUUCCUAGGCCUAUAUGUCAUGAAUGUGGUUGAAAUACUGACAAUUUUGCUAACUUUUACCAAAAAUCUCUUUUUUUAUGACAUACAUUACAAUUUCAGAAAAAUAGCUGUAUAAAGUUAUAUAUGUAUCACAUAUCAGAAUGCUAGUUUGUAUCAUCAUGAUUAUUGCAAUAAGUUGUUAUUCAAUUAAUUAAAAAACAUCAAUUAUU